Phycodurus eques (leafy seadragon) is the source of this 786-nucleotide messenger RNA. RefSeq names its product guanine nucleotide-binding protein G(I)/G(S)/G(O) subunit gamma-2. The coding region runs from base 329 to 544 and encodes 71 amino acids. NCBI's taxonomy places the organism in Eukaryota, Metazoa, Chordata, Actinopteri, Syngnathiformes, Syngnathidae. The record is from RefSeq and is a predicted model, not a curated record. Gene Ontology annotation, molecular function: G-protein beta-subunit binding. Gene Ontology annotation, biological process: G protein-coupled receptor signaling pathway. Gene Ontology annotation, cellular component: heterotrimeric G-protein complex. The transcript is spliced from 6 exons.
GGUGGAGACUGUGGCAGCGGCAGGCGAGGAGAGGGAGGCAGGGAGGAUCUCAGCCAGGGAGGGCAGGGAAGAGCAGGACAGCGUGGAUGUAAGCGCGACUUCACCGGACUGGAUGCGUUUUGGCUCCACAUCGGGUAAACGCGAAAAAAAAAGAAAAAGAAAAAGGACAAGAUCUAAAGGAGUCAACAGAUAAAAAUCUUGGAUGUUUCUUCGAGUCUCUGGGACUGUUUCAAGUGGUGUUGUCCAGUGUGGACCGAGCUCGACGCCCUGAUUUGAGCCGCAGACACUGAGGCGGAGCGCGGCGGCGUGAGCGGACGAGACCGUGCCCAUGGCGAGCAAUAACACGGCCAGCAUCGCACAAGCCAGGAAGCUGGUGGAGCAGCUCAAGAUGGAGGCCAACAUCGACAGGAUAAAGGUGUCGAAAGCAGCGGCAGACCUGAUGUCUUACUGCGAAGCGCACGCCAAAGGGGACCCGCUGCUCUCGCCGGUUCCCGCCUCGGAGAACCCCUUCCGGGAGAAGAAGUUCUUCUGCGCCAUCUUGUAAAAAAGAAAUACAGAAAAUAAAAGGCAACGCCACCGACACCGUGCGUGGGAAAUUUGGAGAAUGAAAGCGCUUAAAGAGGAGGAUGCUAUUCAUGCGGCAGAGCUUCAAGCUAGCAUCAGGUGCAGGUGGAGAUGGGCCUGGCUCAAGUUGGAGGCCAAAACAAAAAAGCAAAGAAAUGAGGCAAAUUCCAUUUGAAUCUUAAAUGUCUACAUCAACAUGUACUUGAGCGGUGGAAAUAAAUG